AGCAGUGAUGCAAAUACAUGCUUUGUUGUAGGUCGAAAAUUUUCAGUUUCGGAAUGUAUUGACGUUUGAGAAGUCCAUGAGGAAUGUCGUCCGAAGAACAUCCUAACGCAUUUAAUAAUAAACGCUUUUACUAUGUAUUAUCCUUGUAGAUUUCUGUCUUCCUUUUAUGCCCGUGGUUUGAAAUUUGAAAACAUAAUAGCAAUGUAUAUAUAUGUAUCCGGGGAGUAACGCAUAAAAUCUUUUGAUGUAUUGAUUUUGUGUUAGAGCGAAAUGCUCAGGAGCGUCAAUACAUGCACGCUUACAAGCGUCUACAGAUACAAGAAAUGCUAAUCAUAGACGGUUAACGGACUAUUGUUAGAGAUGAUUUCUUGCAAAUCGGCGUAGUUGACUAACAAGUUGGAGUGACGAGCUAACCGGACAGCACUUACUAUUCUUUCCGGCGAAAGUUUCACGUCUGAAACAAUGAAAUUGUACUUUGUGGUUGACAGUAGUUUUGUUUUAUUUACUCCGUAGAGAUGCUCGUACUACUUGACAGUCUUGUGUAAUAUUAAGAACGUAGCAGUUGUAACAUCUGGAUGAGCAGCCGAAGGCGCAAUGUAGGAGGCUGUGGUGACCCAGAAUGGAAUUCUGUUGUAUUGGCACAAUCCAAAAGGAAUGUUGUUGACAAGAAUUUGGUCCAGCUUCAACAUGACAGAAAGCUUUAUACAAAGUUUUUCUCAAUUUUCUCAGGACCCGAAGUUUCCUCACAAUGGAAAGAAUAGAAGAUAUGUUGUUCUCAGCUAUCUCUAAGGGGGAUGUGCAUAAUGUUGGAUACCUUCUUUCAAAAGGUGCAAACAUGAAUGUAAUCUGUGGACAAGGACGAACAUCUCUGGGGCUGGCUGCAGAGCUCGGUAAUACAGCAGUGCUCCAGAAACUACUAGAUUUCAGUAAUGCACCAGCUAUUUACAGCCGAGAGCGUGAUAAUAGAAAACGUCGUGCAAAGAAGUGGAAACGUGAUCCAGAAUUGGGUGGGACACCAGCAAAUCAGAAUCAUACAGCUGCUGCACAAACUAGCACCAGUAAUCAAGCAGAGGUUCGCACUCCUGAAGGCAUGGAUGCACUAGAAUGGGAUCCAGAGAUGUCAGCAACUCCUCCAGGGCCUCCUGAUAAAGAUGAGGAACAUUGGAGUAGACUUUACAUGUGGUAUGCUGGUAUACUUGACAGAACUAGCACAAUGUAUGACAUACCACAUAGUUGUGAUGUAAAUCACCAGGAUUACUACAGUCGCUGUGCUCUGCACUAUGCUGCAGAGCAAGGUCAUGAAGAUGCUGUUUUACUACUUACUGCUGCUGGAUGUCGUGUUGAUAUUGGAGACAAAGAGAACCGCACUCCUUUACACCUAGCAGCUUCCCGUGGGCACAGUGCUGUAGCAGUCCACCUGCUUGACUCAGGGGCAGAAGUUAAUCGCAAAACUAGUGACAGGACAUCAGCAUUGCACAUUGCAGCUUCAAGAGGCUUUACGAACUUUGUACGUGUUUUACUGGAGCAUGGAGCAAAUGUUGAUGCACUUGAUGCAUCAGAUCGCACACCGCUGAUGUUAGCAGUGUUACGUCGCCGUGAUCAUGUUGUGCGUGUCCUAGUUGAACAUGGUGCUAAAGUCAACAUUGAAGAAAUUCAUGGUUAUACUCCUCUUUGUGAAGCAGUUUGGCAAAAGAGUGUACCUAUGGUGAAAAUUCUUCUGGAUGCUGGUGCAAAAGUGACGCAGUCUCACUACCUGUUGCAUUACGCCAUAAUGCAUCGCCAGGUAGACAUGGCACGUCUGUUGUUACAAACUGGAUGUAUUGUCAAUUUACGUGAUGACAAUGGUGACACACCACUCAUUGCUGCUGCUCGUACUGGAAAUUGUGAAAUUACAGAGUUGCUUUUAAAAAACGGUGCAAAUGUCAACUAUUCAAAUGGUCUAACAGGAAGUGGACCACUACAUGAAUCAGUUGAAUAUACUCGUGACUCUGAUUUUCAGACAUUUGUUGAAAUGGUCAAAGUCCUCCGAUCACAUGGUGCUAUUUUAAAUGCACACUCUUUAACUGGUGGUGACACUCCUCUUUUCAGAGCCAUUCUUUUGCAAAAAUAUAAAGCUGCUGCUCUCCUGAUAAGACUUGGGUCUGAUGUCAACAUGUGUGAUGUUAAUAUAUGUGGUGUAGAUCUUGUUACUUUAGCUAGAAAAAGAAAUCACUUUGGGCUAAUUCGUAUGUUGAUUUAUGCGGGUUUUAAUCUGCAUCAGAAUUUUCCUGAAAUUGAACCUCCAAAUAACCCUGAUGCAUUGGACCUAGAUUCUAUUGAUGGUUGGAUGAAAUACAUGAAAUAUAAUCCAAUGCGUCUCACAGAUCUCUGCAGAAUAGCUGUAAGGAAACAAAUGGGAGAGAGUGUUUCUGAGGUUGUGUCAAAGUCAUUUUUGCCACAAAUAUUGAAGAGUUACAUGAUGUUAGAAGAUGUAUUGACAUAACUGUUGUUAAGUGAGUGAUCUGUUAUUGGUCUAUGUACCUGGAGUAUAAUAAAAUCACCAUUAACUUUAAUAAAAAAUAUUUAAUUUUGA
Messenger RNA from Schistocerca nitens (vagrant locust), 2572 nucleotides. Its product is annotated as ankyrin repeat, PH and SEC7 domain containing protein secG-like. The record is from RefSeq and is a predicted model, not a curated record. NCBI's taxonomy places the organism in Eukaryota, Metazoa, Arthropoda, Insecta, Orthoptera, Acrididae. The transcript has 8 exons. The coding region runs from base 749 to 2482 and encodes 577 amino acids. Gene Ontology annotation, molecular function: protein binding.